Molecule: messenger RNA, 3641 nt
Organism: Theobroma cacao (cacao)
Lineage: Eukaryota; Viridiplantae; Streptophyta; Magnoliopsida; Malvales; Malvaceae
Product: putative cellulose synthase A catalytic subunit 8 [UDP-forming]
Biological process (GO): cellulose biosynthetic process
Cellular component (GO): membrane
Molecular function (GO): cellulose synthase (UDP-forming) activity
Source: RefSeq, a predicted model, not a curated record
AUGGAUUCAGCAGCAGAUUCAGUGUCUAAAUCCGGUAAAAUGGGGGGACAAGUUUGCCAGAUCUGCAGUGAUAAUGUUGGUCUGACUGCUGAUAGUGAACCCUUUGUUGCUUGCCAUGUUUGUGCAUUUCCUGUUUGCCGUCCAUGUUACGAAUACGAGAGAAAAGAUGGUACCCAAUCUUGUCCUCAAUGCAAGACCAAGUACAAGAGGCAUAAAGGAAGCCCUCCAAUUGCUGGGGAAGAAGUGGAAGAUGCUGGUGCCAAUAAUGUAGCAAACAAUUCAAAUCAUACGGCAGGGACACAAGGUGAGAAGUAUAAGAAGGCAGAGCGAACGCUGAGUUGGGAUACAAAUUAUAGCCGAGGGGAGGACGUGGCACCCCCCAACUAUGAUAAAGAAGUCCCCCUUAACCAUAUUCCUUUUCUCACCAAUGGCAGUUCGGUUUCUGGGGAGUUAUCUGCUGCAUCUCCUGCAAGAAUCUCAAUGGCAUCUCCUGAAAGUGGGAUCAGGGGAAAGGGUAUGGAUCUAAUCCAUUAUGCAGAAGGCACCAUUUUAUUUUGGUUUGCUGCUGGAUGCUACAACGAAGUGAUAAGUUUUUUUUCCACAGGUAACAUUAGGUUGGCUGAUCCAGCAAGAGAGUUUGGGUCAUCAGGGUUUGGCAAUGUAGCCUGGAAGGAGAGGAUUGAUGGUUGGAAGAUAAAGCCCGAGAAGAAUGCAGUUCCAAUGAGUGUUAGUAAUGCCCCUUCUGAAGGCAGGGGAGGUGGAGAUUUUGAUGCCAGCACUGAUGUAGUUAUGGAUGAUUCUAUUUUAAAUGAUGAAGCCCGCCAGCCUUUAUCAAGAAAAGUCUCAGUUCCUUCCUCUAGGAUCAACCCUUAUAGGAUGGUUAUUGUUUUGCGGCUCAUUAUUCUCUGCAUUUUCCUGCACUAUCGUAUAACAAAUCCAGUUCGCAAUGCCUAUGCUUUGUGGUUGAUAUCUGUGAUUUGUGAGAUAUGGUUUGCAAUAUCAUGGAUAUUGGAUCAGUUCCCUAAAUGGCUUCCUGUGAACCGUGAGACAUAUCUUGACAGGCUGGCUUUGAGAUAUGACCGAGAAGGAGAGCCAUCCCAGUUGGCUGCUGUUGACAUAUUCGUCAGUACAGUUGACCCUCUGAAGGAACCUCCACUUGUCACAGCCAAUACAGUCCUAUCCAUUCUUGCAGUUGACUACCCAGUCGACAAAGUUUCAUGCUAUGUUUCAGAUGAUGGUGCUGCUAUGUUAACAUUUGAAGCUCUGUCUGAAACGUCAGAAUUUGCUAGAAAAUGGGUUCCUUUCUGCAAGAAAUACAGCAUUGAACCACGAGCGCCAGAAUGGUAUUUUUCACAAAAGAUUGACUACCUAAAGGAUAAGGUUCAACCAGCUUUUGUCAAGGAACGCAGAGCUAUGAAGAGAGAAUAUGAAGAGUUUAAAGUUCGUAUUAAUGGACUUGUUGCAAAAGCACAGAAAGUUCCUGAUGAAGGAUGGGUCAUGCAAGAUGGCACUCCUUGGCCUGGAAAUAACACCAGGGAUCAUCCUGGAAUGAUCCAGGUUUUCUUAGGUCAUAGUGGAGGACUUGAUUCUGACGGUAAUGAGCUUCCACGAUUAGUCUAUGUGUCUCGUGAGAAGCGUCCUGGAUUUCUGCAUCACAAGAAGGCUGGUGCUAUGAAUGCACUGGUGCGUGUUUCAGCAGUUCUCACCAAUGGACCAUUCUUGUUGAAUCUUGAUUGUGAUCAUUACAUAAAUAACAGCAAGGCAUUGCGAGAAGCUAUGUGUUUCAUGAUGGAUCCCAAUCUUGGAAAGUCAGUUUGUUAUGUACAGUUUCCCCAAAGAUUUGACGGGAUAGAUAAAAAUGAUCGUUAUGCCAAUCGUAACACUGUUUUCUUCGAUAUAAAUUUAAGAGGCCUGGACGGAAUUCAAGGCCCUGUAUAUGUGGGUACGGGGUGUGUCUUCAACAGAACUGCCCUAUACGGGUAUGAACCUCCUCUCAAGCCUAAGCAUAAAAAACCAGGACUACUUUCUUCAUGCUUUGGUGGAUCACGAAAGAAGAUUUCUAAAACAAGUAGAAAGGAUGCCAAUAAGAAGAAAUCAGGAAAGAAUGUGAAUUCUACUGUGCCAAUAUAUAAUCUAGAAGAUAUAGAAGAAGGGGUAGAAGGAGCUGGAUUCAAUGAUGAGAACUCACUGCUUAUGUCACAGAUGACCCUAGAGAAAAAGUUUGGUCAAUCAGCAGUUUUUGUUGCUUCAACACUUAUGGAAAAUGGUGGGGUUCCACAGUCUGCAACUCCAGAAUCCCUUCUUAAAGAAGCUAUUCAUGUCAUUAGCUGUGGAUAUGAGGAUACGACAGAUUGGGGAAGUGAGAUAGGAUGGAUCUAUGGUUCAGUUACAGAGGAUAUCCUCACAGGAUUCAAGAUGCAUGCUCGUGGGUGGAGAUCAAUCUAUUGCAUGCCACAACGCCCUGCCUUUAAAGGAUCUGCUCCUAUUAACCUUUCAGAUCGUUUGAAUCAAGUGCUUCGAUGGGCUUUAGGUUCAGUUGAAAUUCUACUCAGUCGCCAUUGCCCCAUAUGGUAUGGGUACGGUGGAAGGUUGAAAUGGCUUGAAAGAUUUGCUUAUAUCAAUACCACUAUUUACCCAAUUACAGCCAUUCCCCUUCUUGCCUACUGCACAUUGCCUGCAGUCUGUCUGCUCACUGGGAAGUUUAUUAUUCCACAGAUCAGUAAUAUUGCAAGCAUAUGGUUCAUAUCUCUCUUUCUUUCAAUCUUCGCCACCGGUAUAUUGGAGAUGAGAUGGAGUGGGGUAGGGAUUGACGAAUGGUGGAGAAAUGAACAGUUUUGGGUUAUUGGGGGUGUAUCAGCUCACCUGUUUGCCGUGUUCCAGGGUCUUCUGAAGGUCCUUGCUGGCAUUGAUACCAAUUUUACUGUCACUUCCAAAGCAUCUGAUGAAGAUGGAGAUUUUGCUGAGCUCUAUCUGUUCAAGUGGACUACCCUACUUAUUCCUCCAACCACCCUCCUGAUAAUUAAUCUUGUUGGAGUGGUUGCUGGAGUCUCCUAUGCUAUCAACAGUGGUUAUCAAUCUUGGGGUCCUCUCUUUGGCAAACUGUUUUUUGCUUUUUGGGUGAUUAUUCAUCUGUAUCCAUUCCUUAAGGGUCUGAUGGGACGGCAGAAUCGGAUGCCUACAAUUGUUGUUGUGUGGGCAAUUCUCCUUGCUUCUAUCUUCUCACUUCUAUGGGUUCGAAUUGACCCAUUUACCACUCAGGUGACUGGCCCUGAUGUCGAACAGUGUGGAAUCAACUGCUAGAGGAACAUAUAGAUCAGAGGGAGAACAUAAUAGCAACAUGGUGGAAAAAACGUGAGUUUUUUCAGAUAUCCUUAAAUAGCAAAAGAUGGAUGGUAGUUGUUACGAGCUUUGUUAUUGCUUGAAUUGGAAUCUUUAUUACUUUGCAGGGCAAAAAAGAAGAAAAACUCUGGGUUCUAAGUUGAACCCAUUAAUUAUUUGAUAUUUCAUUUUUUUUAAACCUUAUUGAGCUUUUUACUUUUGAAAAACAUUAUACCAUGAUUGGUUGAUGGAGUUGAGAUUGGUCAAUUUUCUAUUAUCAUGUUGUAUGAAUAAGAAAAUGAUUGUUACAUUUUUCCUUCCAA